This is a messenger RNA of Anopheles nili, 2802 nucleotides long. RefSeq names its product aminopeptidase N-like. The transcript has 4 exons. Gene Ontology annotation, cellular component: cytoplasm. The record is from RefSeq and is a predicted model, not a curated record. NCBI's taxonomy places the organism in Eukaryota, Metazoa, Arthropoda, Insecta, Diptera, Culicidae. Gene Ontology annotation, biological process: peptide catabolic process; proteolysis. Bases 1 to 2802 code for a protein of 933 amino acids. Gene Ontology annotation, molecular function: metalloaminopeptidase activity; peptide binding; zinc ion binding.
AUGCUGCUUUUUUGGUUGAUUAGUGUCGUCGGUAUCCUUGCCGGGCUGCAGCCCGCAGCUGAGGCAAAGCAUCCUUUGCUGCGGAGGCCGAAAAAAUUUGACCGCUGGAACCUCGAUGAAACGCAGCCCUUGCAGGAUGGUUCAGCUCAAGAACUACGCUAUCGUCUGCCACGUUACAUCGUGCCAACUCACUAUGAUCUAGCGAUAGAGUCACGGGUUCAUACCGGCAACCGAGCGUACAACGGCAGCGUAGACAUCCACGUGGAAGUUCGUCAGCAAACUUCGACCAUCUACGUUCACAAUCGCGGUCUGCGUAUAACGGCGAACGAGCUGUACCUCGCGGAAAGCAACGCAAACGUGACCUUCCUCGAAACCCUACGCUAUGUGACCGAUGCCGAGCGCGAGUUUAGCAUCUUCUCGAUACGCCGAGCGCUCAUCCCGGGACAGUACAUCCUGCAUCUCGACUUUGAGGGAGAUAUGCGAGUCGAUGAGGAUGGGUUCUAUCUCAGCUCGUACCGGGACGUGAACGGUGACCGGCGUUAUCUGGGCGCGACCCAGUUCCAGGCGAUUAGCGCACGAUCAGCCUUCCCGUGUCUUGAUGAGCCGGGUUUGAAGGCGACCGUGGCGUUGCAGAUCAAGCACCAUCCGAGUUAUCAGGCCGUAAGCAACAUGCCUGUAUGGGCUAUUGCUGGAGAUUCCGACGGUUACGUAGUGACGGUGUUCGAGACUACACCACGCAUGUCGAUCUACCUGUUGGCAUUCCUGGUGUCGGAUUUCGCGUAUACCGAAAACAUGGAUGCGAACCAGCGUGUAUUCGCACGUCCAACAGCCCUCGACCAGAUGGAGUUCGCUUUGGAGGCUGGCGUACGCAUAAUGGCGGUGUUGGAUGAGUAUCUGGGCCUACCGUUUAACUCCUACCUGCCCAAGGUGGACCAAGUGGCAUUGCCCGACUUUUCGGCUGGCGCCAUGGAGAACUGGGGCCUCUGUAAGUAUCGUGAGGAGUACCUGUUGUACGAGCCUGGCGUUACCUCUUAUCGCACGGAAACGUUCAUCACCACCAUCGUGGCGCAUGAGUACGCGCACCAGUGGUUCGGGAACCUCGUCACCGCCGAGUGGUGGAGCUAUCUGUGGCUAAAUGAAGGAUUUGCUACGCUGUACGAGUACCUGGCGGCCGAUUUGGCGUACCCUGAGCGACGAUAUCGCGACCUGUUCAAUGUGGACGUGCUCCAGCGUGUGCUCGUGUCCGAUGCUUCUGAGAACACGCGCCCUAUGACGUUUAGCCGUGGUGCUACGUUUGAUACCAUCGUCAGUCUGUUCGAUAAUGUCGCUUACUCGAAGGGAGGCUCGGUGUUGCAGAUGUUCCGGCACUUACUGACGGAACCCGUCUGGCAGCAGGUCCUUCGGGUGUACUUAGAAAGCAAUGAGUUCGGAGCCGUUACCACGGACCACUUCAUCGAUGCGAUGGUGCAGGUGACGGACUCCAUGGACCUGCUUCCAGACACCGUGGAGCUGGACGACUUCAUCAAGAGUUGGGUCGAUCAAGCUGGCUACCCGGUUCUGGACGUUCGACGCACGUACCGUGGUGAUAUCGUGCUCUCGCAGGAUCGCUUCUACAGUAACAAAAUCGUUACCGAUGAUACUGCCCUCUGGAUGAUACCCUACACGAUGCUGGAAGAGGGCGAUUCCCCCACGGACUCACUCGAGUGGAACUGGCUGACUUCGCGAGCUAUCGGCGUGCCUACUGAGGUCGCAAAUGACCGCUGGAUCUUGGCCAAUGUUAACCAAACAGGGUUCUAUCGUGUGAACUACGAUAUCACGAACUGGAAUCUACUGAUCGAUGCCCUCCUGGAGGACCCAACAAACGUUCCACUGCAUAGCCGAGCCCAACUAGUCGAUGAUGCGUUCCACUUGGCGCGAUCAAACCGCCUGGAUCUGGAGAUAUCUCUCGAGCUGCUGACGUACCUUCGAAACGAACGCGAUUACCCACCGUGGCAGGCUGCGUCGCGUGUGUUUAACUACUUCGAUAGUCGCAUGCGUGGCACGCCCGACUACGUGCUGUACCAGCUCUUCAUCGAUACACUCAUCGGAGAUCUCUUCCUGACGCUCGACAUCACGUCGGUGGCACCUGACGAACCACUGCUCGACAAGUACCUCAAGCAGCUCAUCACAAGCUGGGCCUGUCGGACGCUGAUCGAGAGCUGUCUCACGGACACCCGAGUUGCGCUUGAACGCGAGGUCGCUGGUGAUGAACCGGUCCACCCGGAUGUGGCAACGGUCGUCUAUUGCUAUGGGUUGCGUACUGCGUCACCAGACGCCUUCGCAUACCUGUUCGGCAAGCUGCAAGCUUCCCAGAACCUGGGCGAACGAUCGCUGUUGAUCGACGCGCUUGGUUGCUCGACUAACGACGAACAGCUCAACGACUACCUGCUGACUGCGAUCGGUGGUGAACUGCAGGUUAACUACGAUUCGGAAGAACGCUACUACGUGCUCACCUCCGUCCUGGCGACUCGCGAAGGAACUGACGCCUUAGUGCGUUUCCUCAUCGAGAACUACACCUACGUCGUGGAGAUCCUCGGUCAGGGUGCCUUGAACAGCUUGGUUCAGAACAUCGCAUCUGCUACGAACACGCCCGCGGAGGAAGAAAUGCUUAACAUGCUGCUGCAGGAGUUGGAACCAUCGCUUUCAGCGGCCGUGAUUGCCAACGCUCAAGCAACCGUACGUCGCAACCUAGCUUGGCCUUCCACACGCGAAGGUGUUCUGGUAAACCUCUUCGUACAACGCUAUGACCCUGUACCCGUCUGA